AUGUCGCUCAAAUACCCUAAAUUCUUGUUGUUCGGUGACUCAAUUACAGAGUUUGCAUUCAACACCGAGCCCGACGAAAAGAUAGGACACCAAUUUGCCUUAGGAGCGGCAUUGUGCCGAGAUUACACGAGGAAGCUAGAUAUCAUUCAAAGAGGCUUUAGUGGCUAUAACUCUAGAUGGGCUCUUCAAAUCCUUCCCAAAAUCUUGGAAAGUGAGUCCUCGAGUGAGAUUGUAAUGUGCACUAUUUUUUUUGGCAGUAACGAUGCAGCUUCCGCUGGCAGACAGCGUGUGGAAGUAACAGAGUUCAUCGAGAAUAUUACCAGUCUCGUGCAUAUGGUCAAAGUAAAAAACAUUAAACCCAUUUUGAUCGGGCCCGGUCUUCAUGACAGCGAGCGUUGGGCAGAAUUAAAACCAGAUCAAAUUAGCCAGGGAACUUUUCGGUCUAAUGACUGUAAUAAGAGAUAUUCUGACGCUCUUCAACAAAUAGCAUUGAGAGAAAAGAUUCCCUUUGUCAACCUGUAUGAUGCAUUCCAGGAGCAGGGUGGAGAUCAAUGGCGAGAGCUUUUGUUAGAUGGAGUGCAUUAUACUGGCAAGGGUUACAAAGUGUUUUAUAACGAGCUUCUCAAGACUAUACGUUCAGCGUAUCCCGAAUUUGCUCCUGAAAACGUCAUUUACAAACUCCCCAACUGGAGGGACGUGGAAGAGGACGGCUCAAACUUGAAGGAGCUCCUUUAG
Messenger RNA from Lachancea lanzarotensis, 735 nucleotides. RefSeq names its product LALA0S05e00760g1_1 (gene IAH1). The coding region runs from base 1 to 735 and encodes 244 amino acids. The transcript has a single exon. The record is from RefSeq and is a predicted model, not a curated record. Lineage: Eukaryota; Fungi; Ascomycota; Saccharomycetes; Saccharomycetales; Saccharomycetaceae.